Messenger RNA from Racocetra persica, 1488 nucleotides. The record is from the annotation of a GenBank genome assembly. NCBI's taxonomy places the organism in Eukaryota, Fungi, Glomeromycota, Glomeromycetes, Diversisporales, Gigasporaceae.
AUGGUUAAAACACAAAAGUCUAACAAAGAACAUACUAUCUCUAAACCUUCUCUAAAAAAUAUUAAAACAAAUAAUUUACUUGAAAAUGAGUCACAAGUUACAAAUAUUAGAAUUACAGAAAAUAAAAUAAAAAAAUCUUCGAAUCGUACUAAUGUGAAGAAAAAAAAAGAAAAUAAAGAACCUAGUUUGGCAGACAGUGACAAUGGUAUAGUCUUAUUAUUGUCAUUUUAUAAUAUUCAAGGUGAACAAGCAUCAAAUGUAUCAUCAAAUAGCUCAUUGCCUUCAAUUAGAAGCCGUUCACCUAAAAAUUUUUAUAGCCAAUACUCACUAACUACCCAGUCUCUUUUAGCAGAAAGGCAUUCACCUGAGAUUUCAAUAAGUGAUAAAGACGAUAGUAGCAAAAGUUUACAAAAAAAUUUCUUCAAUGGUGAAAGUUUACAUUUGCAAGACAAUUUUUCUGAUAUCGAACAAGAGGAUUUUUCUGAGAAGAGCCAGUAUAUCAAUGAUGAUCUCGAAUGCAGUUCUUUUAUAGCUUCAGAUACGUCUAGUAGCAGUAACCAGUCAACGAGCACAGAAGAUUUUGAAUUACAAAUGGAAGAAGAAAAAAAAUUUAACCAAAUUAUAGUAGAUAGUGGACUUGACUUUCAGCCACUAUCUGAAGAGUAUGGCCCGUAUUUUAAAAAUUUUACAGAGAUGUCACUUUUUACUUGGGUCACUAUGCAUAUGAUUACAACAAAGCAAUAUAAAGACCUUGCGACUAUUAUCCAACAUCCCAAGUUUAAUCCUAAACAUAUACCAUCAAUAUCAAUAUCUACCAAAAAUGUUUAUACAAUUUCUGUAAGCGAAUAUCUCAAAAGGGUCCUAGGCAAUAAGGGUUUAAGGUCACAAAUGUAUUUUGGGCCUGGUGUUAAGGCAGAAAUGAAAGAAGAGUUCUGGCAUAGCAAGAUUUGGCAGAAAUCGCCUCUCAUUGGUUUAUCCUCCAUAUCAAUAAAUAAUGAGUUAUGGUUAAGCAAAGUGACCUACUUAAUUAAUCUACCUACUGUUAUUGGGCUAGUUACAGUUUGGCUUCAAGACACACUGGAGCCACCCGCUUAUCAAUUUUGUGUAAGAGAAAUUUUAUAUACCCAUGAAGGUCAGUGGAAAAUAAGGAACUGUAAACUUCGACAUUACUAUCCAAUUGAAUAUAUCCAAAUUCCAGCAUCAGCACCCAAUAAUAAACCAAUACUAAAAAUAAUGUUAGACAUUUAUUAUGAUGAUUUUGGUUUUGUUCUAUUUGGAGUUAAAUUUGACGAUGUAAUGAAACCAAUUGUAAAUGAAAUUAAAGAUCUAGAAAAAGAUACUUUAAUGAAGAUUAAAGGUCAGGACAUGUGGAUAGUUGCCGGCUUAGGUGUAAUAACUGCUGACCUCUCUCAAGGCAAUGACCUUGCGGAUACAAAAUGCCAUAGUGGAAGUCUAGGGUAUAGAAGUUGUCUGGUGUCUAAGGAAUGA